AACGCGAGGAAGCUUUGUAGUGAUUCACUUAUUGAACAAGCUGAUGGAUGAGAAUGGAAGAAGAGUAGGAGUUAACUGGAGCUGAACAAAUCUUUCUUUGAAUUUGCAGAGCUUUUAAAAGUUUUCCGUUCUUUUUCGUAUUUGAAGAAAUAAUAGCCUUUCUUGGGUUUUCUAAUUCCUAAAGCAGUGUUGUACUUUUUUAGCCAACUAUUGAGGAGAGAGAAUUCAACAAUGAUUCAAAAGCUAUGCAAGUAGAAGAUAUGAAAAGAGAAUCAAUAGGAUACACUCCAUUCAACUGAAUUGUAUUUUUUUGAAAACAUGUUUUCUCUUGACAGAAUCCACAAUAUCAAAUGUCACUAUUAGUCCGCGAGUAUUUUCAGAGAAAGAGACAGUAGUUAUUGAGUCUACUAUGUUAUAGAAAUUGGGUAUUGAUAAUGCACUUGUGUGUAAGUCAAUGUUGUUUCUGAUAUGAGAAGUCAAAAGAGAGAUAGACAAUGUUUCUGGUUUCUGAUAAAACCACGAGAUAUUUUUGAGCCUUUUUUGCACCUUUUUUUGGUUUGUCUUUUGCUAUCAUCAACUUUUGUAGCUUUAGUGAUAAACUGCUACUUGUCGUGAUAUCGUAAGAAAGGAAUUUGAUAAUUGCUGAGAAUAAAGCAGUGCUGUGCUUGCGGGUUUCUGCAUUUCUACUAAAUAAUAUAUUUCAACUGGAGCUUUUGAAUAGACUACAGAAGAGAAUGACUUGGUUCAUACUCUAGUUCCGUGUUUCGAAAUGAAGCAAAAGUGACGUAAAAACUAUUCCAUAAAAUACAGAAAAUCUAGAGAGACGUCUAUGGAACAAAUUCUUCAUGAACAAUCUAUAUUGCUUGGAACUCUCAUGACUACUCUCGAAAAUUCUGAAAGAAACUUUCUUAUAUAUGUGAGAAUGGGCCAUGUUCAAUAGCUUUAUACUCUCAAAGAGCAUAAAAAACUUGUGAAAUAAACAUUGGCUUCCUUCCAAUCCUCCUUGUACCCUAUGAGAGUUACCAUUAUAUUAGCAUACGAGAAUAAAAAUAUCGAUAGUUGAAAAAGCCAUAUUGAUCGUUCUUCUAUAGUUCAAGUCAUCUCAGUCCAAGCCCUAAAAGGUAUGACAUAGUCAUCAGUUGAUACAGAAAACAAGUUGGGUUGGUAUCCUUUACUGUUUUCUCGUUGUUGUUGGUAUGAAUGGCAAACAGUCAAUCAUUUAUUUAUUUAUAUUUAUACUCAAAAAUAAACCACAGGUUAUUCAAUUUUAUUUUAGCGAUGGCGAGCUUGGAUGAAAAGUGGAAAGCUGUGGACAACUUUAAGUCUGUUGUGGUAGAUCGUGAAAGAGAUGUUGUUCGAGUGACAAAAGAACUGUAUGAUCUUCAUAGCAACAGAGAACAACUCAGGGUUGUAACAAGUAGUAACAACUAUCGCUUGACCAUACCAUUCGCUCCGCACAUGUUCGGUUCUGGCAAGACCACGUUUUAUGUAACCUAUUUGGAGUUGGUGCGAUGGUUUAGUGAAACUUCCCUGUCGACUUUUGCUUGGAAACCUUUGAGGAGAACCUUUCUGGAGAAGCUGAAAAGGGCUUCGUUGCUUUACAUCGACCUAAGGCUGCUAAAGCCCACUCUCCCCACCGAAGAAAAACGCAACCUUGAGUGGGCAGUCUACUAUUUGUUAAUAAAGGCUGCUUGUCUGCAAUCAGGUCUUCCGCAACCAGACCCGGACGAAUGUUUCAAGGAACUGAAACUUAGGACUGAUGCUGUGGUUCAGAAAUUCCGUUCAAUCUUAAACAUUCCUUCGGAUCAAUAUCUUCUUAUAGCAUUUGAUGAAGUUGGUGUCCUAGACGAAAGUCUCGACGAAUUUCAUUUCAAGAGAACCCACGACGGUAGAGUUCGACCAUACAACGACUUUAUCGGUAUCAUUAGUCAAUUGUGCAAAGAACCCGACUUGUUUUUUAUAGUUGUUGGGAAAAGUGAAGGCUUAAAUAUAUAUAAUUACGUAGCUUCAGUCUCAAGAGUUCAGUUAGUAUUUAUUCCUCUUUCGCCGCUUGAGAAACAUAGUAUCGUGGAACAUUUGGAGAAAAGUUCUUCCUUUUUAUUCCCUGGGAGCCCAAAGGUUUCAGAAAUUCUUUGUCACGAAGACUUCUCAACUAGUGAACUUGCAGAAUUGUUGUUGGAAUUGACUGGUGGUGUUCCUGGUUUACUUGUUCGAGCAAUCAGUUACCUUUUGCUGUAUAAAUCAUCCAACAACAAUUUCUUAUUAUCUAAGGAAACCUUCUUGAUCAUAAUGAAUAGCUUUCUAGUAACAAAUUAUUGUGUUGCGACAUUCUUACCUCGUCUGAUAAGUCUCAGUGAGCAGCGUAAGCGCUUGUUAAGAAUGCUUACGUUAUUAUCUUUGUAUCGUAUUCGAUUUGAUUUUGAUGAAACUGUGCAAAUAAGCUCAAAUUCUGAUGUGUUUUUGUUUGACCUAGUUACAGAUAUGUAUCUCUAUCGUCGAUUGGUUAUAGAACCAGACCGCAACGAACGCUAUGAAGUGUUGAUUCCCAAGUUACUGAUUGAAUAUAUUGACCAAGGCUUAAAGGAUGAUCGUUUAGAAUGGUUACUUUUACAAACUCUCAAGUCUCAAUCUGUUGAUUUCUUUUAUGAGUCGAAAUGUCGAAUUUUGGAAGGUCUUAUUGCUACACUGUUUUAUUUACAUUUUUCUCGGCAUCCUACAAACAGCUCAAUGUUGUCUACUCUUGGUCAAUUGUCUCGUGUUUGGAAUGAAAUGAAUUUACAAUUUUCUUCCGAAUCUGCUGCUUAUUAUAUGAAAUCUAUACAUUAUACCAGAACUGUAUCAGGAACAGAGAGAAUGACAUUUGGAAGCAAUGAUGAAUGGGAAAGGAUAGUGGAAGAAAUGUUAGAAUUUGAAAAGAUAUAUAUUCCAUUUCAUUCAACUUUUCAUAGUCCAGAUAUAUUAUUCAAGUUGCAUGGAAGAACGAAUGAGAAGAACUUGAUGGUGGGUAUUGCUUGUAAAGGCCGAUGGAGUCGUAGUGGUAUUCGAUGGAAUGAAAUUUUGGAAGAAGCUCACAAGUUUUUAAAACCAGUGCAUGAUCAAGUAUUGACUAGUCAUCCUACAUGGCAUUGUAUGUUGAUUAUUAUGAGUACUCAGUUAGCAACCAACGUAUCUGAGGACUUGAAUUAUUCUAGUCGUUGUUAUUCAUCUGGCGAUAGUGUUGAAGAUUUCGUGAUUCCUCACAACUGUGAAUUGGUUAUUCUUUCUGAAGCUGAUGUAGAAAACUUUAUUGGCAAAGACAUUUUAUCAAAUUUAAGGAACGCUUUCAAAUCUGUGGAUAAUCCACAUUCGAGAAAUAUUGGCAUUUCAACCCUACAAGAAAUAGUUUUAUCUCUUUCCAAAAAUAUUUAGGAAUAUUUUGUUUUAAUAUCUGAGAAGUUUUAC
Galdieria sulphuraria is the source of this 3441-nucleotide messenger RNA. RefSeq names its product archaeal ATPase. The coding region runs from base 1279 to 3408 and encodes 709 amino acids. The record is from RefSeq and is a predicted model, not a curated record. The transcript has a single exon. NCBI's taxonomy places the organism in Eukaryota, Rhodophyta, Bangiophyceae, Galdieriales, Galdieriaceae.